UGAUCACCACGAUAUUGCUAAUGUUGCUGGUGUCACAUCAGUCAAUUUCCUUCCUGAAAGUUUGUAGCCUGUUGCACGCAUUCAAAAUGAGAGAGAAAGCAACGGGCUUUUGGGCAUGCAGGUACAUUUUAAAUACAUAUUUAUUAUUAUUUACCGAGGUUGGUUUUAGCUAUUAUAAAUGUUUCUCAACGCAUAUGGGUUAUGCUACGUCACAUUUUUGGUACGUCGUCGUGCUACGUGUGCUCAUCCAACAAAAUAACAGAACUGAUUCUCAGCUGUGCUGGUUACUGCAAUGAAUGGUGACACUAUCCAUCAGGCGACAACCACAGCUUCCAUUGCAGCACCGUGUGGCUGGAGAGAAUUCUGCGAGUUGCAUGCCAUAGCCACGGCCCGGGAACUAGCCAACCACUACCGUAACUUUGCCAGGGAUCGGCCAGAGCAUGAUGUCAUCCCACCGGACCGCUUCUCCAAGCAGUUCAGCGAGCUGUUCCAGCAGCACUUCCACAGCGAGGUGGCCGAAAAGAUCCCUACAUUGGCCCCUUCAUCAAUGAUGGGCCGGCUCCGCAACACCUCCUCCGGGGUGCAAAACUACCGGGAGGCGGGUCAGCCUGGCGCCCCGGCCCUGUUCACCGUGCUGGACUCAAAGCCGAAGCACGGGGUGGUGGAGCAGCCCCUUCAGUGCUCAUCAGCCAACCCAGGGGUGCAAGCUCGAGCUCCUGUCCGGAGCCACAGCCAGGAGGAGCUGUCUGUGUCGGAGCGGCGGCCUGUGUCUGAAUGGUACAUCCCCACCUCACUCUCCUCCGCUGCUGCUGAUGUCACACACUUCUCUGUCAGCCAGAUCAGGCAGAGCGUGCGCUGUCUUCUUAAGGAGCCCCUGCCCCCACCUCAAGACCUGUUGUCGAGAGGGCCGGGUGACAGGGGAAUAGGAGGGACUCUGGACGAAGUGGCGGCCUUAUCGUUGUCAGCGUUGACUGUGAACCCCUCCCCCGAGACCACUGCCUCUGCCUCGUCCAUGGCGGUCCACUUCCUAGACCGUCUGGCCAGCAGGUUUGGCAGUAGGAGUGUGAAGCGUGGGCCGCAGGCUGCGGGCAGCUGCAAAGAGGGGCAGCUGAGGUACCUGGUGGUUGACGACACUAUCUCGGACAUGCAGCAUCGCUGGGAGCGCUGCCGCCUACUGGUGAGGAAGAUCAGAGACGGCCUAGCAGGAGAGAGGUUCCAGCUGGAGCUCUAUGACCCCCCCAAGGGCUCUAGUCCCAAACUGACAGUUCAUUGUGCAGACAUCCUGGAGAUCCGCCGCUGCAACCGCCUGGAGAUGCCCGACAACAUGAACACAUUUGUUUUAAAGGUAAAUCACUAUCCAGGUAGUCUCAUAAUUGAGACGGAAAAUAACCAGCAAGUCAGCUCCUGGACAACAGAAAUUAAAGAAUGUAUCAACAGGUCUGGCAGCGUGGAUUUGGAGCUCCUAACCUACCCUGUGGACAAUGCUGCGAUGGCCAAACGGAGAGGGAACUCCGAGUCAGGGAGUCAGGGAACUGCGACCUUUGCCCUCUCGGAGCAGGUGUUCCAUAAGACUGACCACUUCCUGUGUUCAUAUCCCUGGUUCCACGGGCCCAUCUCGCGGGUCAAGGCGGCCCACCUGGUCCAGAACUUGGGCCUGGAGGGCCAUGGAGUGUUCCUAGUGAGGCAGAGUGAGACUCGCCGCGGAGACUACGUCCUCACCUUCAACUACCAGAGCAAGGCCAAGCACCUGCGUCUGUCUCUAACAGAGUGGGGUCAGUGUAGGGUGCAGCACCUGCGCUUCCCAUCCGUCAUGGACAUGCUCAGUCACUUUCGCCUCUACCCCAUACCCCUGGAGUGUGGCACUGCCUGUGACGUCACCCUCUCAAGCUUUGUGGUGGCUAACUCCCAAGGUCAGAUUUCAGCGGCUGUUCUGGUUCCCUUCUCCCUGAACUGCUGGAGCUCUGAGCCCAGCCUGGCCCACUGCAGCCCAGCCACCUGCCCCAGCCUGCUCCCCUCUCCAGGCCCCCUGCCCCAGCCCGGACACCCUCAUCUAUACACCGCUCCCCUCCCAGACCUUCCCACCUCGGGUCCCCUGCGUCGGAGCGAGUCGGUGGGCCGCAGACCCCUACUGCGUCACCCCAACCCCCACCCACCCUUUACUCAGCGAGACUCCGACUACGAACUGGAGCCAGACAGGGGCCGCAAGCGGGCCAUCGACAACCAGUACAUGUUCCUCUGACCCCUUUCUACCUGUCACAGCCGGCCCAGAGGUCACCGCAAAACUCCAAGCAAGUGCCAGAUGGACUCAUGAGUGAACGUGUAUGCCCAAGUUGAGAUCUGUUUCAUGGUGGGGUGACAGAGUUCAUUAUGAAUGUAUUUUUAUAUUGUUAUAUGAUUAUUCUCAUUUUAUAAAGCGGAUGUCGUUGUUUUAAGGGAUGUUGCUACAUGGGAGUGAGUGGUGCUGAUGUGGAAGGUCUUCCCUCGGGCAGGGGAGCGGGGCACCAUCACUGCCUCUCCCUCCCCUUUUAAUAGGGGUCUGUUUAAGGGCCCUGAAGCGUUGGGCAACACUCCUUCCCCUCCACACACACUCCAUUUUAUAGUGUAUUCUAAUGAUACCCUGUGUAUUUGAAAUGCACACAUUCUGUAUUUUAAUUAGCUGGAAAACCAAAGGUGUUGAAAAAGGAACCUAACAAACUGUGUGGAGCCUUCCACGUAGGUUUGGUUCAGUCUCACUGUUGGGGUAUGUAUUGACGUUAAACCUCCCGAGACGGGAUUGAAACCCCAUAAAGAAAGAGGUCGGGAGGGGACACACCCUAUUCUAGAGUCCCUGUUCCCCUCCACAGCCUCGACUCUCAAGAGUUGUGCACAGGGCUUAUAUAACACAUUUCACACAAUUGUUUGUGAUACAACAGUUUGUCUGCCCAAAAAUGUUUACACAACCAUUGUGCAAAACUGUUGUAGUAUCACAAGCAUUGUACCUGUAUUGUACAACUUGAAUGUGUAUGGGGCAAAAUAUUAGCAUGUUAAUUUCCUGUUAGCAUUAAAGUCCUUACCUUCAUAGCAUUAACUUCUUUCAUCUUAACAUUGUUCUCUCCAGCUCUACGACUCAAGGACAAAGCUGGACCUUUCUGAAGGCAUUUGUUUUCUGCUAGUUACAUGUUUCCCUUCUAUGGCUUCUUAAUCAGCGAGCUCUUGAAAGAGACAUGUCACCAAAGAAAAUGUGAGGAAAAGACUGCACUCCCUUGCUUUUACUAAGAACCCUCGUGUGCAUGGCCCCUUAACACAUUUUAUGUAAGCAACCGUUCUGGUGUACAUUUUUGUUAAUUAAACUUUCUUUAACAUACCAGUACCCAUCACUUUUCCUCUAUGAACAUCUUCUUUCCCUUGCCUAACACUAACUUAGCAGUGAAACCUUAAUCAUUGAGUUGUACAGCUUACCCCCUAGAAGUCCUACAGUGUUUAUGGUCAUGUUUAUUUCUUAUCAUAGAAGGGCUUUCUGUUUUUAAGAAAUGCACAAAGGCAUGUUGAUUUCCUUUUUAAAUGACCAGGACAUCGACUUGCCCUGAAAGGAGAUGUAUUUUUCAUUGCAUGACCCAGCUAAAAAUCUAUCAAGGAAUUUUACAAUAGUUUUUAAUCAGUUACCUUCCGAUAUUGAAACUGACUUUGUCAAAGGUUAGACAAUUGCAGACAAGUAUGGUUUGUUUCCUGUGCUUAAAUUGAAACUAAUCCCAAACCCCAAUCUGUUCUGCAAAUGCGUAAGGAAAGCAACGGUAUCAUUGACUUAUCAGUCUCUUUGACCUGUAGCCAGAAAGACUGUGCCUUGCCUGAAAACUGCUGUUGCUUUGAACCUCAGGGCAUGAUGUUUGAACUUAGUGCAAUAAAUGAGGUAUUUCCAAUAACUUAGCCUAUUGCACAUUGAACGCUUUAUAUUAUAGCUUAGCCUGUACAUUGUCUUUGCACUCAAUCAUAUUGGGAAAACAAAUCACACCAAGAGUUGACAAGCUUAGUGCAUUCCACUACUGUAGACAGGUGAAGAGUGAGCAACACCAGUCUUUCUGCACAUAUCAGGUUAGUUUUAUACUCCAAAAUGGCCCCAACGUACCUCAGUCCCAUGUAUUAGAACAUUUGCUGACAUCCAUUUAUUUUGCCCGGUCAGUCAAGCCAUCUGACAUUGUUCAAGUUCAACUGAUUUAAUGUGUCUUCUCAAUACUGUUCUGUAUUAGCACUAAACAUUCCAUUUCUAUCUGUCAAUCUUUGAUCAAUUGUUACAUUUCCCUAAGUUAUAAGCAUUCUAAAUUAUCAACUGUAUAUUUGACUUUUGUAAUAUAAAGCUAACCCCCAAAAAUGUACAUACAACAGCAUUUUUGUGACUAUGAAAAAAUCUUGUUUUUCUGCAAAUAUUACUUUGACAAGUCUCUGACAUUAUUAGACAUAGGUAUAAAACAGCAUUGUAUGGCUCCUGCACAUAGCAUUAUAGGGCUUUCACCGGUCUAGUCCUUUCAGAUCUGUGAACAGAGGGGGUUGGGGUUCAAAUAGAACUGGGAUGUGAAAGUGAGUGAACCAAGAGACGUGUGAAACGAGUUGUUUAUACCUGGUGGCAACCUGCAUCCUGAUCUCAUUCACAUUCUGCUGACAUUAAGACCAGUAUAGACUCACCUCCAGAAGUAGUCAGGGAUACAUUGAUUUGUUGAAUGAAAGCAGUGGGCAGAGCUUAGUGACAGGUCAGGGGGUGGAGAUUACAGGUGAGCGUCAAAUAAAGGCCUUUAAGGAUGGUAGGUUGGAGAGCGAUAAUUAUUCUAAAUGACUUACUGAGCAGCCUUAUCUAUGCUGGUGCAGUGUACUAGGCUAGGUCACAGGUUCUAAUCUCGCAGAUGAUCUAUAUUUUUUUUAAGGAUGGUCAAAUCAUUAUACCACCCUCUAAUCAACAGGAUAGGGACCAGAAAGUCAAAUUCUUGCCGAUGCCCGUUCUUACGUGUGAACCUUGCUUGGCCAUUUGCAACUGACUUUGGACCAAUUUAACUACAAUGCAUAUUUACUGGAAAUUAAAUUUUCAUUCGUAUCUGUCAAGGCCACUGACAAACCUAUCCCUAUAUUUUUUUAGACAUCAAUGAAUGGCAUUACAAAAUUAACACUUGAUUAUACAUAGAACGCAAAAAAACAAGACUGCCAAUACAGCUGUUUUUUUUUUAAAGUUUAUUUUUCCCCCAAAUGUUUUAAAUUAUUUAUAUUAUCUACAAAGUAAAAGUUACAUAAUGGUCAGGUGAGAAGUGGGAUCACUUUAGUCAUCAUAAUUAAUAAUGUUUGUCCUUUUGGCCAAACUUGUUAUUAAUUACAGGAAGAUUUUAAUUAGUUUUAGUUUGGUUAAAACCUGUUCUGAAGUCUUGAAUGCAGCAGCUGUUAAAGAGUAACACUGUUUAAGUAGGAAGAAUUUCCAUAUCAAGGUGCAGAUCAUUUUAUCUUUCAAUUGGCAAGCUGAAUCAAGGUUCAUUAAUGGACCCUCUGCAGGUUUCUUAAAAGGUGUGUGUUGGGAAGAGAGAGGGGAUCCUUUGUUAUUAAUCAAACUCUUAAUCAAUAAAACCUCUCCAAUGCAA
This is a messenger RNA of Oncorhynchus gorbuscha (pink salmon), 5591 nucleotides long. Its product is annotated as SH2B adapter protein 3-like. Gene Ontology annotation, molecular function: transmembrane receptor protein tyrosine kinase adaptor activity. Gene Ontology annotation, biological process: intracellular signal transduction. Gene Ontology annotation, cellular component: plasma membrane. The coding region runs from base 293 to 2239 and encodes 648 amino acids. The record is from RefSeq and is a predicted model, not a curated record. The transcript is spliced from 8 exons. Lineage: Eukaryota; Metazoa; Chordata; Actinopteri; Salmoniformes; Salmonidae.